UAAAUAACUUUUGUCCGGAGCUCUGAAUUGUCAUUUUCUUCCUCGAUUUUCGAUCGGAGUUCGGUUCCUUCGUUUACUCCAAUUUUUUGUCUUUUUUUCUGUCUUGCAGGCCCCAAGGAGAGGUGAAUUCAUGAUCUCUUAAUUGUGAGGUAUGGCGUCAUCUGAUAACUCAGAAGUGGUUGAGAGGGAUAGUAAGGAGAAAGAUCACAAGGAAGAUGACAAAGAGGAAGGGAAGGGAGGAUUUAUUGACAAGGUUAAGGAUUUCAUUCACAACAUUGGAGAGAAAAUUGAGGAAGUUGUUGGAUUUGGGAAACCAACUGCGGAUGUAACAGGGAUUCACAUUCCCUUAGUUAAUCUGGAAAAGGCAGAAAUUAUUGUUGAUGUACUUGUUACAAACCCCAAUCCCGUUCCUAUCCCUCUGAUAGACAUAAACUACUUAAUUGAGAGUGAUGGAAGGAAACUUGUAUCUGGAUUAAUCCCUGAUGCUGGGACUAUCCAUGCACAUGGUUCGGAGACUGUCAAGAUACCAGUUACCUUGAUCUAUGAUGAUAUUAAAAACACAUAUGAUGAUAUUAAGCCUGGGAGCAUAAUUCCUUACAGGAUCAAGGUUGACCUCAUUGUAGAUGUACCUGUAUUCGGAAGGCUAACUCUACCACGGGAGAAGACAGGCGAGAUUCCCAUACCCUACAAGCCUGAUAUUGAUCUUGAGAAAAUACACUUCCAGAGGUUCUCUUUUGAAGAAGCGGUUGCAGUUCUUCACCUGAAAUUGGAAAACAAGAAUGACUUUGACUUGGGACUCAAUGCCUUGGAUUAUGAAGUUUGGCUAUCUGAUGUUAGCAUUGGAGGUGCUGAACUGACCAAAUCAACUAAAAUUGAUAAAAAUGGAAUCAGUCACAUUGAUAUCCCCAUCAAUUUUAGGCCUAAAGAUUUUGGUUCUGCACUUUGGGACUUGAUUAGAGGAAAGGGUACUGGUUACUCUAUGAAGGGAAACAUCAAUGUGGACACACCUUUUGGCGCAAUGAAGCUACCAAUCAGCAAGGAGGGUGGGACGACCCGCCUCAAGAAGAACAAAGAAGAUGGAGAUGAUGAUGAUGAUGAUGACGAGGUACUCUGACAUGAUUAGCUUUUUAUUAUGCUAUUGAUUUCUUGCUUAUUUUGGGUACUGCGAUGUGCAUUUAUGUACAGAAUAGGUAAUUGCAUAUCACUGUAAUAGAAGAGGAAAAAAACACAUUAUUGAUUCUGUCUUAAAAAGUCUGAUUUAUGUACUUUGCAGUGCAUUGAAGCAUCCAAGUUUUGUCUAGGGGGUUUUGGCCUCUCUAGGAGAGUUUUACCUUUCUGGUGCCUAGGCAGCACAAAAGCAAUCAAGAUUAAUGCUUCGUUUGUUAAAUUUUUAAUGCUUAAUGAUAUAGUAUAUGAUGCAGAUAAAACACAUAAUUGGACUUUAUUUAAUGAAAAUAAGCCUUGGGUUGGGUUAUAUAUGUGUUGGACCUUUAGUCCAAAGGGUUUUCUUUGUAAGAGGCCACUAUAAUCGACCUAAGUUAUGGGAAAGAAAUAGGAAGACAGGAUUUACUUUAUUAGGUUAGUUUGAAUUAUUGUUAUUUCCUUUGUCAAGGGUAGGACAAAGCCUUGUGUGGAUAGAACUUCUAUUCCUACUUUGGAUAUAGUUUUACUUAUAUGGGACUGACACCUAUUCUAACUAGUUGAGUUACAACUUAACUAGUUUUAGUUAUAAGGGACUUACUAUUACUAUUAUGGAUAGAGUGUCCUCUUUCAACUUUACUUUCCUUUCCAAUUGUAAGUACACUUUUAGUUUCUAUAUAAAUAAUGUAAGGCUUAAAGCCUUCCCAUGGUUUUUAAUAUUGAAUAAAGGUGGCUUUGCUUUUAUGUUCUGUGUUAUUGAGAAUAGCUUCUGUGAGAUGUAGAAGCAGCACUAAGGUCGUGUUUGAUUGUUUGAUUCUAUAGAGACGUGUAUCUUUUUUAAGAAGUAACUUCAUAGAAUGUGGUUCCUUGGAAUUGUAUUCUUGACAAAAUAACUGUUUGGUUAUUACGGAUUCUGUAUGGUGAUUCUUUCUGAAUAACUGUUUGGUUAUUACGGAUUCUAUCUUUGGGAAACACCCAGAGUCACCUUGAAAAACUGUUUGGUUGCCCUUAAAAUGUAAUUCUUUUUCAAUUUCUGUAUACAACAAUGCAAUGUUAUUUUUAUGUCCCUACACUAGUUUAUAACACUUUUUAUAAUAUUAUAUUAAUAAUUCAUUUGCUAACACAUGGAGGAAAAAUAAUCCUUAUAUUUUUAUUAUUAUUUAAUGAAAAGAAAAUACCGUAAAGCUAAAUUGUCCAGCGAUAUUUUUACUAACUAUUUUAGUCCUUAAUCUGAGUUUUCUUAGUCUUUACACAUACAUAUUGGGGUUAAAAGAAAAAGUCCAGAUUACUUAAUUAAAUGGAAUAUAUCUAUCAUGGAUAGUCGCUCCCUUAUACUAAUCAAGCAACCAACUCUUACUGGGAAACCUACUAAGAGUUUAAGGGCCCGUUUGAUAACAUUUCGUUUCUGUGUUUUUCUGUUCCCAAAAACGGAGAAACGGGCAAAAUACCGUUUGACAAAUUUGUUCCGUUUCUCCUGUUUUUAUAAAUAGAAAUCAAAAUUUUUGUUGAUUCUAUUCCUAGAAAUGGACAUGAUGAAACAAGUUAUACUUGUUUCAUCGUUUCCAGAAACAAGUGAAGGAAUGGAUUUGGAGUUGUGCCCGAUAAGAAAAGCUAUACUCACACCUCUCUUCUCAAGCCUCAAACGACUCCACGGGUCUGCAACUUGAGUUGCAGCAGUACCUCAGGUGAACCGUCUGCAAAUCUCGUCUGCAAAUCUCAUGACCGCAGGUUUGCAAAGGUGCUUCUGGGUUUCCUCCUUCGUUGCUCUGCAAUAUUAUAGAAGGUGUGCCCUUGCUCUUCCGAAGAACCCCUUUUGUUCCCAAUAACUAUUGAACCCUAACACCUACCGUUCCCACUCUGUAACUCAACAUUAUCUCAUUAUCCCAAGGUAAACAGUACCACCCGACACACUUUAAGUUACUAAAUGGACAUAUGAUAGAGCCAACGGACAGGAACUGAAAUAUCCGUGGUGUUGGAAUUGAAGGUCACCAUGCAUCCAUUGUCAUUCUUUUAUGUUGGUGUAUUGAUAGUUAAAUUGAUAGCAUAAACCAAUACAGUAUUUUGCUAUAGGUCUUUUGUAGCAAAGGAUAUGCUCUAAAAUGUAAGUAGAUCUAGUACAACAAAUGUAUUGGGAGUAAAUGAAGUGUCUAGGUCAUGCCUUUGAAGUGAAGUUAAAUGUGAAGCAUUUUGUGGCCCAGAAAUAUAAUUGUUUGGAGUGUUUGCAUAGUCAUAGAAGUCUCAAGUUUGUUCUGGAAACUCUAUUUUCAUUUUUUUUCUUAUUAUCAAGCCCACAAACCACUGCUCAAACUAGCAUGUGAGGUCCAUCAUCUCAACUUCAAUGACAUAUUUAAUAAGUUUUCAGUUUUGUUGUUUGAUUUUGAUGUAUUUUUGGUGAUUGUACAAGUACUUGAAGUGUAUCUUGGAAUUGUCAAAUGAUGUAGAUCAUAGGGAGGAGAUUUGAGUGGAGAAUAUUCUGUUAAAGAUAUUACAGAUACUAUGGGAAUUGUGGGUUUCACUUUGUGGCUGCUUACUUUCUAUUCUAUAGGGUUGAAUAGAUAAUGCUACAAUUCAGCACAGGUUCUAUUUUGUAAUGUUCUAGAUAGUUUCAAUUUGAAGGAAGACUUAAGUUUUAUGGGAUCCUCCUAACCAUAUUUGAGGUUUACUAUUUCAUUGAUUUCUAUAAAGUUAUAAAUGAAGGAGAAGUGGCUUAGAUCCUCAAAUGAUGGAAAAAGAAAAAAAAAUGAGUUGGCUUCAGCCUUGUUGGUGCAAUGGUGAUGUUGUCUUUUAGGAAUAUGGAUGCAGUUCCAGCCUGGUUGGUUGGUGGUGAUUCCAAAGCAGGCCACGGUGAACUAUAUAAGAUAUAACUACUACCACUACCAAUACAAACCAGCAAAAUAAAACCUGGGGAGCUAUGCUGGUUUGAUAUUCCUCCAAAUUUAUGAGCUGUACUGAUUUGAUCAGUGACUGAAAAUCUUUGCAAUUAAAAUAAAGAGCUAAAACUACAAAAGCAGUUUCACCUCUUCUGCAACUGGAGAGAGACUUUUGAGCAGAGCUUGGUUUAAUGGCAUCUCUUGUAGAAGAGAAAAACCAAUUAAUGUAGAAUACUACAAUGGCGAACUGCGAAGGUGGAAGCUGGGAUCAGAGUAGCAAAAAAAGGUAACCAAACCUGAAAUAACCCACCAUUAGAAAAAUGAAAAAACACCUCAGAUCACAUCCAUGGUUUUAGGGAUUUCGGGUGGAAAAAAAAAUCGCAGGUACAAGAUGAGGAAUCAGAAAA
This is a messenger RNA of Macadamia integrifolia, 4417 nucleotides long. RefSeq lists its product as uncharacterized. Gene Ontology annotation, biological process: response to desiccation. The transcript is spliced from 3 exons. The record is from RefSeq and is a predicted model, not a curated record. Bases 152 to 1114 code for a protein of 320 amino acids. Lineage: Eukaryota; Viridiplantae; Streptophyta; Magnoliopsida; Proteales; Proteaceae. Gene Ontology annotation, cellular component: cytosol.